AUGGAGCGCAUAGUUCACAGACAAGUGUAUGAGUACUUGCAAGAGCAUGAUCUAAUCACCUCAGAACAAUUUGGUUUUCGCCCUAAGUUAUCCACAAGCAUUGCUUUGACACAACUCACUGAGGAAAUAUUGCACAAUCUCGACAAUAAAUUGGUUACCGGUGCAGUUUUUAUCGACUUGCGAAAGGCGUUUGACACGGUAGAUCACGAGCUGCUAAUUUUGAAAUUAAGAAAUCUUGGUUUUUCAAAGUCUGUCAUUAACUGGUUCACGUCCUAUUUGUCAUCACGUACAGUAGUCACAUCUAUCAACAAUUCAACAUCGAGUGCAAAACCAGUCACCGUUGGUGUGCCGCAAGGAAGCAUAUUGGGCCCGUUACUUUUCUUGAUAUUCAUUAACGACUUGCCUCAAUGUCUUAAUAACU
Molecule: messenger RNA, 421 nt
Organism: Paramuricea clavata
Lineage: Eukaryota; Metazoa; Cnidaria; Anthozoa; Malacalcyonacea; Plexauridae
Source: the annotation of a GenBank genome assembly